Molecule: messenger RNA, 1765 nt
Organism: Setaria italica (foxtail millet)
Lineage: Eukaryota; Viridiplantae; Streptophyta; Magnoliopsida; Poales; Poaceae
Product: pto-interacting protein 1
Exons: 8
Coding region: 262-1350 (362 amino acids)
Biological process (GO): protein phosphorylation
Molecular function (GO): ATP binding; protein kinase activity
Source: RefSeq, a predicted model, not a curated record
UGGCGGGCAACGCCUCCCGUCCGCAUGACUCCCCGGUGCGCCACGGUCUUUCGCUGCCUCCGGUGUGCCUGGUGAGCCCCGGCGGCGGGCGCUUAGGGAGGGAGGGGAGAAGGAGAGGCGGCAUCGCGGCCUCGGUUGCGAAGGAUGGGAAUAGCGUACGGGCUGGGGAUGGUGGGUGGGAAUGGAUCUUGAAUGUCAAUAUGAGCUCAAGUGCUCAAAAUUGAAGUGUUGGCGUCCAGAAGGUCUUGGCUUAGUUUGAACAUGUCUUGUCUGGCAUGCUGUGGCGGCGAAGACACUCAAAGAGCACCUGAUAGUGGAGGUCCAUACUCUGGUGGCUACCCAGCAAGGAAUGAUGCUUAUCGCACUGCUGAUCCAACUCCCAGAGGUGCUCAACCUGUGAAAGCGCAGCCAAUCGCUGUCCCCACUAUUCCUGUAGAAGAAAUCAGGGAGGUCACAAAGGGUUUUGGUGAUGAAGUUUUGAUUGGUGAGGGUUCUUUUGGCAGAGUGUAUCUUGGUGUACUUAAAAAUGGUAGAAGUGCGGCGAUCAAAAAGUUAGAUUCAAGUAAACAACCGGAACAAGAAUUUUUGGCACAGGUCUCCAUGGUGUCAAGACUUAAGCAUGACAAUGUCGUGGAGUUGCUUGGUUACUGUGUUGAUGGAAACACUCGUAUCCUUGCUUAUGAAUUUGCUACUAUGGGUUCUCUUCACGAUAUUCUUCAUGGACGGAAAGGUGUGAAAGGAGCUCAGCCAGGUCCAGUCCUGUCCUGGACACAACGAGUGAAAAUUGCUGUUGGAGCAGCAAAAGGCUUGGAGUAUCUUCAUGAGAAAGCGCAGCCUCAUAUCAUACACAGGGACAUCAAAUCCAGCAACGUACUUCUAUUUGAUGAUGAUGUAUCUAAAAUAGCUGAUUUUGACUUGUCAAACCAAGCUCCUGAUAUGGCAGCUCGACUUCACUCAACUAGGGUUCUUGGAACAUUUGGAUAUCAUGCACCUGAGUAUGCGAUGACUGGACAACUUAGCUCUAAGAGCGAUGUCUACAGUUUUGGAGUUGUUCUUCUGGAGCUCCUGACUGGAAGAAAGCCCGUGGAUCAUACAUUACCAAGGGGACAGCAGAGUCUCGUGACAUGGGCAACUCCACGGCUUAGUGAAGACAAAGUCAGGCAGUGUGUUGACUCAAGACUUGGAGGGGAAUAUCCUCCUAAAUCUGUUGCAAAGUUUGCAGCAGUUGCCGCAUUGUGCGUUCAAUAUGAGGCUGAUUUUCGACCAAACAUGAGUAUUGUGGUGAAGGCGCUCCAGCCCCUGCUAAAUGCGCGAGCAUCCAACAACCCUGGUGAACACUCUGGAUCAUAACCUUCGAUUCACCAUUUGUACCAUUCGUGGUGCAGAAUAUUGCAUUGUCAAGGGUUUUUUCAAGUAGUAGCCGGGAAGCUGGCUGUAUGUAGAUUCGGUUUGUAAUCUGCUUUUUGCCUUAGUAGUACCUCAUUGAUUCUUCUGAUUUGCAGGAUGAGUGAAUGACUGCUCUUGCUUGUACCUGACGCGAGUAUCUGAUUCAGACAAUCAUGUAGCAUUGUAUUAAGACAAAAUUGUGGUGUUUGGCUUAAUGCACUUGACCUUAAUGAGAUAACUCCUUGGUAUUUCCUGGAUGUUUCCGACUAGUCUCUGUACCUUGAGAGGGCCCUAGCGUAUACAAGUAUAAACUGUAUGCCAUUUGUUUGGUUGCAUUCCGUCUGGUGCCCCUCUGUUCCUUGAGAAAUGAUUCCGUAAA